This is a messenger RNA of Danio rerio (zebrafish), 7310 nucleotides long. The record is from RefSeq and is a predicted model, not a curated record. Lineage: Eukaryota; Metazoa; Chordata; Actinopteri; Cypriniformes; Danionidae.
GUCAUUCCUGCUUUUCCUCAAACCUCUUUCAUGCCGAGGACCAGGCACCUGCCCUUAUCUGGACUUUACUUCUGCAAAACCUCGUCCCGUUAUUUCACCUGGAGGGCAGUGCACAUGGAGCUGUGUUUGGUGGGUUGCCGUUUUUAAAGUGGACAAAAAAAACUAAAGUUUUAUAUGCUUGGAGGGAUUAUUUCGUACACAUUUGACUGACGAUGACUGAGAUGAAAAUUUGGUGCGUUUUGCUCAUGGCUUUCGCUCUCACAUCAGCCGCUCCGAAAUCCCACCUGCGGCUAGAAGAGAAGACAAAGGACAACAACGACACUCUGCAGGUUGAAAUAGAUAAUCAAGAACAUAUAUUAAGUCAGCUGCUGGGUGAUUAUGACAAAGUGAAAGCGCUUUCGGAAGGCUCUGACUGUGGCUGUAAAUGUGUUGUCAGACCUCUGAGCGCCAGCGCAUGCCAGCGGAUCCGGGAGGGUCACGCGACACCUCAGGACUUCUACACGGUGGAGACCAUCACAUCAGGACCCCAUUGUAAAUGCGCAUGCAUUGCACCUCCAUCCGCUUUAAACCCCUGUGAAGGUGACUUCCGGUUAAAGAAGUUGCGUCAAGCUGGAAAAGAUAAUAUCAAGCUAUCAACUAUACUGGAACUGCUGGAGGGUUCUUUCUAUGGCAUGGACCUAUUGAAAUUGCACUCAGUCACUACAAAGAUUCUCGAUCGCAUGGACACAAUAGAAAAAAUGGUCUUAAACAACCAGACUGAGGAGAAGUUGAACACGAUUAGCACCUCUCCAAAUCCACAGCUGUCCACGUCCUCACCUACAACUCUGCCCUCAGUCAUUCAGGAGAAGAGGACGAGUCUGAGGGAGCAGAAUGACGAAGCAGCUGCUUUUCAGCACAUGGAGAGUAAAUAUGAGGAAAAGUUUGUUGGGGAUAUUCUGAACAGUGGAUCAGACCUGAACAAAGCCACCACAGCAUUGCAAGAACAGGAGCAACAAGGCAGGAAGAAGCAACCCAAAAUUACUGUGAGGGGCAUCACAUACUAUAGGUCUGACCCAGUGGAUGAGAUGGACUCAGAGAAGAACUUAGAUGAUAACCUGAGUGGUGACAGCCCGAUUGAUCUCUUUGCCGAUGAACAGCUCCUUCGACACAAAGCUCGCCACUUUAGGCCAGUCAUCAAAGCCUGGUCUGUCCGGCCAAAAACCAAGAGUGAAAUUUCAAAAGGCGGAGAUGCACCAAAAAAACAUCAAAAUCCAUUAAUGGGACUGCUGGACUCAACGGCACUACCGAUUAAAACGCCUACUGAACCAAUAACCGUUCAGACUCAAACCAGUCAUUCCACCACAGACAGCUCCACAGGAGAUGAGAGAACCACAACAACACCUGCGGCCAUGGAUAAUUUAAAGGUCACCAAAUCGUCAAUUAAAAGAAUGGAGGCAAACAAAGUGGAGCCACCAACUCCAUCUGUACAACAAGCUCAAAACAUGUUGGUCAGGUCGUCCAAUCUGGGCCACAUAAAAACAAAUGAGUCAGUCGCUGCAGCUGUUAAAGUGGAGGCUACAGAGCCAACCAUGACAAACCAGACCAAUGGGACUGCAGUAAAGGAAACAUCUGCAUCUUCUGUAACCCAAACUGGAGCGCUUAUCAAAGAACAUCUGAAAGCCUCAACUCAAAGCACACUUAAUACAUUAACACCAUCGCCGACUUCUCAUUCGAAUGCUUUAACAGUCACAGAAAGCUCAGUGGGAAUAAAUGCUCACAAAGGAGAAGUUACCACCAUUGUGAUGACAGCUAGCGUCACUGGAAGCAAGACAGAUUCAGUUACAGACUUAACCCAACUGAGUCCCAGGGUGAGGGAGACAUUGACGACUACAAGAACUACCACAAAAACAGCAACCACGAGCCAGCCUGUCAAACGCAAGUACAGUAUAAGCUGGGACGAAGAAGAAGAGGCGGUGGUACCAGAGCAGGUGGAAGAAGAAAAAGCUGUAAAACCUGUGGUGGAAGACAAAGUAGGAGAGGAACCUCAGAGGAAGCCAGGAAUGUGUAAGGACACCUUGGCCACAAUCUCAGAGCCUAUCACACACAAUACAUAUGGCCGUAAUGAAGGUGCUUGGAUGAAGGACCCACUGGAUCAAGAUGACAAGAUCUACGUCACAAACUACUAUUAUGGCAACAACCUGCUGGAGUUCCGCAACAUUGACGUCUUCAAACAAGGCCGCUUCACCAAUUCCUACAAGCUGCCUUAUAACUGGAUUGGCACUGGCCACGUGGUCUACAAAGGUGCGUUUUAUUAUAACCGUGCCUUCUCUCGGGACAUUAUCAAGUUUGAUCUGCGGUUACGUUAUGUGGCAGCCUGGACGAUGCUACAUGACGCGGUGUUCGAAAACGACGAUGUUUCAUCAUGGAGAUGGAGAGGAAACUCGGACAUGGACCUGGCCAUCGAUGAAAGCGGGCUUUGGGUGAUUUACCCGGCGCUGGAUGAUGAAGGCUUCUUGCAGGAAGUGAUCGUCUUGAGCCGCCUAAAUCCCACUGAUUUGAGCAUGAAGCGCGAAACCACAUGGAGGACCGGACUGCGACGUAAUCGAUAUGGGAACUGUUUCAUCGUAUGCGGUGUUCUGUAUGCAACGGACAGCUACAAUCAGCAGGACACUAAUUUAUCGUACGCUUUCGACACCCACACCAACACUCAGGUGAUCCCUCAUCUUCCUUUUAGCAACAACUAUACCUACGUCACUCAGAUUGAUUACAAUCCCAAAGAGCGGGUGUUGUACGCUUGGGAUAAUGGACAUCAGGUCACUUAUAAUGUUCAGUUUGCAUAUGUAGACCCGCUGUAGACUCUGACCGCAGAGCAAACAUGUCCUUAGCACAAAAUAAAAGAAACCGUAAAUUAAAGCUGAUCCAUAUCAAUAUAUCAGGAUCAAUAUCCUGAUCUUGAAGCAAAAAUGACACUGUUCACAUAAGACAGGAUUACAGUUUGGAUAUAAGGAACGAUUUAUAUGGUCACGAUAAAUAAAUGGAAAUUAAAUGAUGACUGUAUUUACAUCUACUGAAUUUCAUCUUUACACCAGUAGGUGGCGACAAUUUGCUUUGACGAUUUGUUCAAAAGUGCUGAUUUAUUUAGUAAUAGGAUGUCCUCUUUACGAGUAAGACAUUAAAUCACUGAUUCUAGAGAUUAAUUAAAAAAUGCUAAUUUGACUAAUUCAGUAAUUAAAUUAGUAGUCUUUGAGUCGUUGAAUCAUUCAUUCAAUAUAUUAAUUGAAAAUCAUUCGAAAGAUUUAUUCAAAAACACUCAUUUAUCUAGUAAUGAAGGAAGCUUCAAUGAAAUGCUCAUUUUAAGAGAUUUGAUCAAAGACGCUGAUUCAUCCAGUGAUGAAAUGUGUAUUGAGGAGCAUUUAGAAUUUAUUAAAUUGAGAUUUGUUUAAAAAGAUUGGCUGCAUCGGAAAUCACCUACUACUCAGUGGGUACUGCAUUUGAAUUUACUACUCUUCCGUCAGAAAAAGUAUGCUCUAUCAAGUCCCUUUAAGGCAAGUAAUUUCACUUGGCGGUCAUAUUUAAAACGCCUCUCGAGGAGUAUACUCGGGCAUUCUGUCAGAAUAGUAGAACAUCUAAUUCUCCGAAACGGUUUGCCAAGUUUACGAUUACAUUACAUAUUUGGAUUUUACAUUACAUAUUAGGUUCAAAUCAAAGAAAUUCGGCAUAUUUUUUAGGUUGCCCAAGCUAAUGCGCAUGUGCACUCAAAAGGAAGGAGACACCACGACACUCUUCUUAAGUAAUCCACAACUUGGUCCUGAUGUGGAAUCUUCUCCAGAAAUGAAAGUGACUCUUUGUUUACAAGAUUGUGAGUGAUUGAGCAAUUGCUGUCAUGUGACGUGCGUUUGACAGGACGGACUGUACCUCACGUUCGUUUCAUACAGACUACAAAACUCAAAAUCUUUUGUUUUUAAGUGCACUUGGUUCUUUUAAAAGUACAGAUUUCAAGCUUUAUUUUAUAUAUUUCUUAUGUCUGUGAAGCAAGUAUUCACUGAGAUUCCAGUGCGUUUGUUAAGCUCCAAACUGUCGUAAAAGCACACUUGUGCUACUUGUUCAAGCUUCUCCGUGAAGAAACAUAUUAAUCGAUAAUUGGCUGCUGUACUAGUGGGCGGGGCUUAAUUCACCGUUCCACUUUUCCCCAUUUAAAACUAUAUGAGUUCAUGAAUUUUCUCACAGGGCAUUAUGGGAUAGUGUAACAUAUAUCGGAAUCUCACCGGAAGUAGUUAACUGUUUUUAAUGUUUUUCGAAUUCGGACAUACUACUCUGCUCGCAUACCGUUUUUAGAAUACUAUAUAGUAUGGAAGUAUGCGAUUUUGGAUGCAGCCAUUAAUUCAUUUGUUAAUGAAACAAAUCAAGUCCUUACAAUUGAGUCGUUAAAUCGUUCAUUCGAAAAAUUCAUUCAAAAUCCUAAUUUGUUCAUUAAUAAAAUGAGCGACUCAUUGAAUCGUUCAUUCAAGAGAUUUGUUCGAAACAAUUUAUUCGCUAAAGAAACAAACGUAGCUCUUACGAGUGAGUCAUUGAAUCAUUCAUUUAAGAGAUACUAAUUUGCUCAAUAAUGAAUUGGGUGAAGUGACUGACAGAUUUGUACAAAGGCACCAAUUCCGCAAGUAAGGAAAAAAAUCAAAUCACUUAUUUAAACCAAUAUUUUAAAAACAUCAUUUAAAUGAAAUGUAAGAUCUUUCAAAUUAAAAAAGAUUAACUUAUAACCCACAGUGUCUGUUCAGUAUUGUAGAAGUGUCUCAUUCUUAAUUUAUCUACAAUCAUAUAGCUCUAACAUUAAUGUGGAUUGUGGAUCAGUUCACUCAGCUUUCUUAACAUACGUAGUUUUAAAAAGAUCUUAUCAAUAUGAUGUUUUCAAAGUGUAAAAAUGGAUACAUACAAUAUACUUACACUUAUGGUGAAAACAAAAAAUAGGAUCAAAGUUAUUUUUAGGUACAUUUCUAAACACCCAUACGCUGCAGCUUUGCAGUUUGCAUUGAUCUUUUUUUGUUAUUAAGAUUUUGACGCUUGCUUUUGCACAAUGAAAACGGACCUCUUCAUGUUUAUAGCUGUACCUCUUGUCCGGCUGGCAGAAUUAGGACAUUUUGAAGUGCUGUAUUCUUAAAUCUAACAGAAUACAUUGUAUAUACUGUAACAUAAAAGCUAAAACAUGGGAUUGAUGAAUGUAAAAAUGAACAGUUUGUAUUUUCAUAAAUGUAUCUCUCUUUUUUUACCAUCAGCUGCAUAUAGGAAAGUCUUCAACUAACAUUUAGGUAAAAACAUGUAGUCGUUGUGUUUGAUUUCAUAGGUACAUUUGAUGCAUAUUAUCAAAGAUUUUGGUAUUGUUUGUACAUCUUUUUGGCAUAUUUUGUUUCAAUUUCAUUUCAAACUCUUCACUCUGUCAGACUCCAAAAAACAAAAAACAAAAAAAAAAAAACAGCUGCAAUAAAAUGAGUGGCAACAUGAUUUACUUGCAUUGGUUUUCCUUGUCAAGUGGGAUGAAUUCUGAGCAGUCAUUUACUGUACAUAAGAGAAAAGUGCUACACUGAUCCGCCGCGCUAAAUCUGGACAAACAAAACACAUCUACGUUUAACCCGAAAACAUUGUUUACCCCUGACUUUGAAAUGACCCAUAAUCAGCAGUCAGGUCCCACAUUUGGACAAACCUUCAAUUUCACAGCACAAAUUCAGACUGACAUAAGACUCUGUCUGCAUUUUUUAUGACAAAGAAAAUGCUCACAAUUCACCCACAACUUUUGACUCCAGUGUUUAUUUCUUUGCCUUGUUACAAAAUCACUUUUAUCACUUUCACUGAGAAUGAGCAAACAAAAGGUUGUUCCAAAAACAAGCAGAAGUUAAAUAAUACAUUUAUAUAGUCAAAAUGAAAAUGCUGAUCAAUGGGGAUGAGAUAAAGUUAAAGAACAUUAAUGUAUGUUUCACAUCAAUUACUAGACAUCUCUACUGAAACUCUGAGGUCAAAAUAUUUCCUUUUACUAAAUACUAAACAAAUCAUCCACAGUUUGAACACAAAGAUCCACCUGAGUUCUGUUUGUAAUCUGUGAAAUAUUAUUUUUCCGAAGAUACCUGCAACUCCUUUUUUCUGUCUUCGAAUGGUGAGUGGUCAGCACAGGCCAAAGUUUGUCUUUACAGUGGAAUGGUUUUUGUGAAAGUGACAACAGGUUGGAAAGGACAACCUGACUAUGGCUUUUCAAACUAGACAAAAAACUAGUGAAUGGUUAAAUAUUACAGAAUAAUAGAGACAAAUACAUAGUGAUGAAGGACAGAUUACAUUUUUUUUAAAAGUACAUGAAUAAUUUGUCUUGCUUCAAAUUAAUCACCAGUAUUGGUUAACAAGUAUAUUUAUAUCACGCAUGCCUCAUUUAAAGUGCAAUUAAGUCACUAGGAAAAACAUGAAGGCGUGAAAUAUAUUUUUAAAAUGAUAGAUUCUUCAUAAAACCCCUUAAACCCAUAAUUAUGAAUUAGUCUAUAAUAUUUGACUUUCAAAAACUACACACAUGGCACAAGUAUCAUCUAAACACUUGAAAAUAUCUACUUUUUUAGAUAUUAAUAACUGUCCUGAAUUAGAUUAUAUUUAUAUGGACUCAAAGGGGUAAAUAAUCCAUUUUCUUGUUUCUCUGUUCAACAGUCAAGUGAAAAAAAAGAAAAAAAAAGGAAAGUGAAUUAAAAUAAGACAAAAAACUCAAAGCAAUGAAUCUAAAACAAAACAUCUCGAAACAAAGUGAAACAAAACUAAAAACCUCAAAGCAGGGUAAAAGAAGAAAAAAAAACUCGCAAAGUGGUUAUUAAACAAAAGAAAAAAACAACAACAGAAACAGCAAAACAAUGAAACUAAGAAAAAACAACACAACUCAAAACAAAGUAAAACAGAAUAAAAACUAAAAACUCAAAGUAAAACAAACGCACGCGCGUGCACGCACACACAAAUAAACCCAAUAAAACAAAAGUUAAGACAAGAGUUUUUUUAUUUAAUUUUUUUUUGCAGUUUCAUUUAGUUUCAAAUAAUUUUUUUAGAUUCAUGUUUUUUUUUGUUUUGUGCUUUACUUUGAGUUUUGUUUAGUUUUUUUGCCGUACUACUUUGUUUUGUUUUUACUUAGUUUCACUGUUUUGAUUUUUUUUGUUUGGUUUUACUUUGAGUUUUGUUCCAAUUUGUUUUAAGAUGUUUUGUUUUGUAUUAGUUUCACUGUUUUGAGUUUUUUGUGUGUGUUUGUGUUUUACUUUGAGUUUUGUUUAGUUGCUGUUUCACAUAAAGUAAAAAAAAAAAAAAAAAAAAAAAAAAAAAAA